AUGCCUGAAGUUGAUGCUGAGAUUUUACUGAAUGCAAACAAAGGACUGACAAUUGGUUUUAUCAUCUGCAUAUGCAUUAUAAAUAUUUUGCUGAUCAUCAAAACAGCUUUUAAAAACUGGUUCCUAUACAGCCCCAAGUAUGUAACCAUAAUUUCUUUGGCCCUUGGGGACAUUUUCCUGGCCCUUUACUCUCUGGUGAUCUACUGUAGAAUUGUAUUUGAGUCCAUCAAUUUAGGAUGUAGACUGAUGGUGUCAUACUAUGUGUAUCUCUACUGGGUCAUUCACUCUGUGUAUGGGAUAGGAUUGAUCGUCCUAGCAGUGGAACUCGUGAUUCGCUAUAAACAACGGUUUGUGAUCAAGAAAACAUGUUCAAGCAUCCUGAUAGCUGUAACAUGCGGCAUGAUUCCAUGGAUCGUGGGAUUAGCAGUUGUUUUACCCGUGACACUAGUGGGCUUUGACUGGGACACUUGCAGACAAGACAUAGAAUCUGAUAGAGUCUUGGCGAGGCAUUAUGCAUCUGUUAUCAUCCCAGCUGGAUUGGCUGUUAUCGUAUGUAUCGUUGUGUGCUGCAUACCUCUAACUCCACGGGCGAUAAUGUAUGGGACCGAAACACACACAAGAGGCAUGGUAAUCCAUACAAAUAACGCACCAAGUGUAAUACCUGUGAACGUCACGACAGUAAACUCUGCAAAUCCAUACCAAACAGACAAGAGCGGAUCCUGGAAUAACUCCUUUGUUAACACAGCUACCUCGAAUUCAACCACUUCGCACCACGUCUCCGGAGAACCACGAGCAUUUGUCCCAGUCCCCGACUAUGACCAGGCUGAACCUAUUGUUGUUGGAGCUGGCAGAGAGAAGAUAGUAUUGCUGAUCACUGCCAUCCUGUUCUUCCUUUGUGUCGUCCCUUUAGCGGCUUGGAAUAUGUAUAUUUUGCUGGGAAAUGUUCUCACAGACUUGAGCUUGUUUGCCAUCACUUUUCUGUCGCAAGCUUUUCUUUGGCUGUCUGUGUUUAGAUCUCUCAUAACACCUCUUAUCUGGCUUGGCUGUUCCAGCAGAUUUUAA
Candidula unifasciata is the source of this 1062-nucleotide messenger RNA. The record is from the annotation of a GenBank genome assembly. Lineage: Eukaryota; Metazoa; Mollusca; Gastropoda; Stylommatophora; Geomitridae.